GCAGUAGGGGGUUUGCGCACGAAGACAGUUAACCUAAUGUGGAGAAGUAACUUCAAAAACUUAAUAUGAAAAGAGUAUCUAAUCACCAAACAAUAUUACCAUCAAAUGGUUCAACAAACUGUUUAAGUGAACGUCAAUGGCAUUACUUUUUAGCAUCAUCUUUAAUAACUUUUGCUCUUGGAUUAUUUAUUCUUCUCCUAUAUAAAUUAAUUGCCUUCUCCUGCUCGAGAUGGUCAAGAAGGAGGAAAGAAAGGAACGAAAACACAGGUCAAGUGGAGGCGGUUAGUUUUAUGACAAAAUUGAAAUGGAUGGCUGAAAGGUGGAUAUCGGGACAAACUGUCACUGGGCGGAUAUUGGUAUCGCUUUCCUGUGUGCUUAGUAUCGGUUCGCUGAUUAUUUAUCUCAUCGAUGCUUCAAGGUUUGGCAAAAAGGUAGAACAAUGCAAAAGUUGGACUGAAAGCCCGGCACAACAAAUCGAUUUUGUUUUCAACGUUUUCUUCACAUUUUAUUUUAUUAUUCGGUUUACGGCUGCGAAUGAUAAACUGAUAUUCUGGCUGGAAAUGCACUCAAUUGUUGACUACUUUACUAUUCUACCUGCUUAUAUGGCAAUAUACUUAGGUAGACAGUGGCUAGGCUUUCGUUUCCUGAGAGCCCUGCGCCUAAUUUCCUUUCCCGAUAUCCUGCAGUAUUUAAGUUUGUUACGGACAAGCAACAAAAUCCGGUUAGCUCAAUUACUUAGCAUGUUUUUCGGAGUUUGGUUGGCUGCAGCUGGCUUUGUUCAUUUGGUGGAAAAUUCAGGUGAUCCAUUCCAUGAUUGGAAAAAUUCGCAGUAUUUAAGUUACUGGGACUGUCUCUAUUUUUUGAUGGUGACAAUGUCUACAGUUGGCUAUGGCGACAUAUAUUGUGUUACAGACAUUGGCCGAACUUUUAUAGUUUUUUUCUUACUUUUUGCUUUGGCUAUAUUUGCUAGUAGUGUUCCGGAAAUUUUGGAUAUUGUUGGAAAGCAUCCCAGAUAUGGAGGAACUUAUGAAAAACCAGCUGGUGUUAGACAUAUAGUUGUUACCGGACAUAUCAGCUACGAAUCUGUUAAGAACUUUUUAAGAGACUUCUUACACGAAGAUCGAGAGAAUAAGAAUGUUAAGUGUUUGUUUUUGGAUAGUAAAAAUCCAGACUUAGAACUAGAAGCGCUCUUCAAAAGACAUUUCACACAAGUCUGCUUUUUUAAGGGCAGCCCUUUGAACACUAACGACUUGGAGAGAGUCAAACUAAAAUUAGCUGAUGCCUUUUUAGUCGUGGCUGAUCCGAGAGCUUCGGAUCCGGAUGCGGAAGAUGCAGCGAAUAUCAUGAGGGUUAUAUCAGCUAAAAAUUAUCAUAGUGAUAUCAGGAUCAUAAUUCAGCUUAUGAGAUUUCAUAAUAAAGCUUUCCUCGUGAACUUGCCUUCAUGGAUGGCUCAGGAUCAAAUUAUAUGCUUGGCAGAGAUGAAAUUGGGUUUCAUGGCACAAAGUUGUUUGGCUCCCGGUUUUUCUACUUUGAUGGCAAAUCUUUUUGCUAUGAGAAGCUAUAAGAAGUCGGAAAAAGCUGCUAAAUGGCAAGACGAUUAUCUUCGAGGAGCUGGUAUGGAAAUGUAUUCUAGCUACCUAUCCGAAGCCCUGCACGGCCAUACUUUCCCUCAGGCAGUCGAAAUCUGCUUUUGCAAGUUGAAACUUUUAUUAAUCGCCAUAUCUGUUUAUUCGGAAGAUGGAGAAGAUUAUCAAGUUGUGUUAAAUGCAGGAAUAGAUUAUAUUAUAGACAGAGAUACUAAAGCUUUUUUCAUAUGUGAAUCGGAAGAGGAAGUUAAACGAGCUCAAAAUUUCUGCAAGCAUUGUCAUUGGUAUGAGAAAAACAUUCGAAAAAUUGUUAAAUGCAAUUGCUCCAAGCAAGAUAAAUCGACAAUUCCAGUAGCAACUUGUAAACAACAAGAUUCUCCUUCUACGACACCAACAUCUGAUAAGUCAGCUGAUGAUGUUCUACCAAAUCCAUACUGCAGACGUAUUCAAAUCGAUAUCACCAAUCAUUCGCGUUCGAAUAGUCAGAGUCCGACUUCACCUGAUGCCCCCGAAGUUUUCAAUUCGACAUUGAAUACAAAGAGUUUAUCUGCAAUUGUUCCACAUGUCCUUGCUCAAAAACGCCAACAACAAGAAGAAAGGAAAAUGAUUAAAUGCGUUGAACAUUUUGAUUCAACCGGCUUAUUUCAUUGGUGUGAUGAAAGAAAGUUCGAAGAGGCCGUUCUGUCUCAUAGAAAGAAUAGAGAUUUACUUAAGAAGUUGAACAAACAUAUAGUUGUUUGCUUGUUUGGCGAUCACAAAUCACCAUUAAUUGGUUUGUGCAAUUUCGUCAUGCCGCUCAGGGCUAGCAGCUUUAAGUUGGACGAUGUGAAGACUAUUGUAUUUGUUGGUAAUGAAGAGUAUUUAAGAAAAGAAUGGCAUUCCUUGGAAAAUUUUCCCGACGUUUAUGUAAAACCGGGUUCACCUUUAAAUAGAGCUGAUUUAAGAACUAUUAAGAUAAACCAGUGCCAUAUGUGUGUAAUAUUAACAGCUAGCGAUUGUCGAUCGGACGAUAUAACCCUGGUCGACAAAGAAGCUAUCCUUUGUUCUUUGAACAUAAAGACGAUGACAUUUCAAAAUGUUGCCGAUGUUUGGAAAUGCGCAUCUCCCCGCCGAACCUUGGCAACUUUGGCCUUGCUUCGAGUUCAUAAGAAAUUUAACAAUGAAGAAGAGGAAAUUGAAAAGUUCGUAAAGCGGAAAAUCAGUGGCUAUAUUAGUAAAACUAGUAAUAGAAAAAUAACAAAGUCGAUAAGCGAUGAGUUUUCAAACAUUGUUAAGGAAAAGUGUAAUCGAAUUGCAGGUUGAUAGUAAGAGAGAUAGAAAGAAAGAGAGAGAGAGAAAAAAAGGAAGAAAAUAAUAAAAAAAAAACACUUGAAAAAAAAAUAUUUCUUUCUCUUUUUUUCUUUUGUUUGCUAAAAAUCAACUAAUAAAUCACAGAUUUUACCGCAUUAACAAGUCUUUUUUAGCCUUUUUUUCCGUGCUUUUUCCGUUUUUAAAUUACUUUUUUCUCCUAAUCCUAUUCAUAUUCUUUCAUUUUCUGUUCGAUUGUAGACGCCAGAAGCCUGACGCAUCGACCUACAACCGGGGCUUGCAUUCCUAUGAUUACCGAGCUCGAUAACGAUAUAAAUGCUCAAUUUUUGGACCAAGAUGACGAAGAUGACCCAGAGAUGCCGCUUUAUAUGACUCAGCCUUUUGCGUGCGGAAGAGCCUUCGCUGCAUCGGUUUUAGACUCGUUAAUGAGUACAAUGUUUUUUAAUCCGGACGCAAUGCACAUAAUUAGGUCAUUGAUAACUGGAGGUGCGACCAAUGAAUUUGAUCAUAUAAUGGCGGAAGGAGUCGGAGUCGUUAAAGGAGACUCUUCUAACGAUUCUAUUUUAACGAGAGAUAGAUGUAGAGUUGCUCAAUUGACUCUGGAGGACAGCUACUUGGAACGCUAUAGCUAUAGCUCUUAUGGAACUCUGUUUAUCAAGGCUCUUCGCCAUUAUGGAAUUCUUUGUUUAGGUCUUUAUAGGCAGAUAGAUCCUCGACCCUCAGCCGGAUCAUACAAUAGAUGCGUAGUGACAAAUCCUCCCUCUGAUUUUGCUUUAUAUCCGUCCGAUAAGGUUCUAUAUUUUCAAUAUCCAAAUUAAAAAAAAUAGUCUAAAUAAAUCUUUUGCCUCUUUCAUUCUCGUAUUUUAGGUUUUUUGCCUACUUCCUUACGAAACUAAUAAAGAUAAUGCGAAGAAAGAAAUUCGAAAAGAGUCUAACGACGAGAUUGAAUCAACCCAGUUAUAAACGUUUCUUUAUUCUUGUUUAUAUUUCUUUUCUUUUCCUUUCUUUUUGUUUUUUUUCUACAAAUAACUGUUGUGGUGCUUCCAAAAAAAAGAGUAAAAAAAACAUUAUGUUAGUUAAGAAGAACAACGUUUAGCUGGCCUAAGGUUUUAUUGAAAUGUAUGUAUUCGUAUAAAUCUCUCUAUGUAUAUCUAUACUGUAUAUCUAGAGAGUAUAUGUAUAUUUGUAUAUAACUUUUGUAAGCAAAACAACGAUUAAUAAACAACGAAAAUUCUG
Molecule: messenger RNA, 4130 nt
Organism: Dimorphilus gyrociliatus
Lineage: Eukaryota; Metazoa; Annelida; Polychaeta; Dinophilidae
Source: the annotation of a GenBank genome assembly